AUGGUGGGGGACCCGGCCUAUAGAGCGCCCGUCCAUGGGAAAAGAGAGGAGUUGAGCGAGGAUGCCCAGCUCGGACGCCAGGGUAACUUCCAUAAGACUCACAUUGGCCCCGGAGUCGAUGAGUACCUGCAGAGGCUGGGACUGGUCGCCCCACAGCAGGAUGGCAUGGAGACGGGGUUGCGGUGUCUGGUCAGACGGUCCAGGGAAAGGAGUUACUACACAGGACCAGGACACGGCCGCUCCCGCCAGCACUCCAACUCAGCCGAGAGCCUGGAUGGGGUCCCCCGGUGGGGCAGGGAGCUUGUACUCUAUGGAGGGGGAGGACAGGGGCCCCCCAGAGUAAAACAUAGCGGCUCCGCUGAUAGUCUCUUGGAGGGGCCCAGGGGAAAGGAGAGGGGGGAGAGGGAUGUGGGACGGGCAGGGGGAAGUCUGGGGAAGUCUGCCUCCCUCUCACAGAACAGUAUGGUGAUGAGUAAGAUGGGAGGAGGAGGAGGAAGAGGAGGAGGAGGAGGAGGAGGAGGAGGACAGGAGGAGAAUAAGACGGAGAGAAGAGGAAGGAAUUGGAGGCCUUCUAUCGCUGUACAGGUGGACAGCUCGGAGACCCUGUCAGACUCGGACCCGGAUGGCAAGGCUCUGAGAGAGGUUCACUCUAUAGGGGUGCAGGUGGAGGAGGACAAGAGACGUGCUCGGUUCAAGCRAUCCAACAGCGUGACSGCCAGCGUCCAGGCAGACCUGGAUCCAGCGGGGGGUUUCUCAGGCCUCACCUUCGCUGUUCCUACCCAGGAGAAGAGCCUCCAGUUCCCAGGCCUCACCUUCGCUGUUCCUACCCAGGAGAAGAGCCCCCAGUUCGGCUGCUCCUUCCAGAGACACUCCUCAGAGCCUGAGUCAGCCGACCAGUACGCAGAGUACCACCGCACGGACCCGUCCGCGUACCCCCAGCCCACCUCUCAGGACCUGUCCGGGCUCUGGGACCUGCUCCAGCUCAACGUGGAAGACGUCAAGGUCAAGUUCCAGCACCUCCAGAGGCUCAAGGACUCCGGCUGGAGGCUUCCCCCAGACAAGAAAGAUGACAAGAAGCUUCCUCCCCCACUACCAAAGAAGCCAGCAGGGGGAGUGAGCGGCAGCCUCCGUGCCGACAGCGUCAGCGACCCCUCAGUGGAACGAGGGGUAGGAGGAGGCGGAGGGGUGCUGGUGAUGCCCCGUAGCGGGGGUGUGGGACGGGCCGUGCCUGUCCGAGAGAAGUCCUUAGACCUGGGCGACAGACAGAGGACGGAAGCACGCAGGAGACUGCUCCAGACCAAGAGGUCCGCUUCCUUCAGACAGAACUCAGCCACGGAGAGCGCAGACAGCAUCGAGAUCUACAUCCCAGAGGCUCAGACCCGGCUCUGAACAUGGAGAUACAGCCCUUUAUCCCAGUGAACAGAACCGACUCAGACCUGACUCAUGGGACAGCCUAAUUAUAGAGAUAGAGAUCCUUAUUUGAGAACUAUGCCACCCUAGAACAACCACAAUGGUUGUAGAUUUACAUCCCGAGGCUCAGACACUGAACAUGGAGAUAUAAGGUGACCCUGAUCAGACUUCUAUCCGACCCUACAAGAACUUGAGAUCCACAGAUCUGACUCUGAACACUGGGACCGUCUAAACGUGGCCAUAUAACCUCCUGUCUGACCACUAGACUACCCUAGAUCAACAACACGCCUCCCAAGUCCCAUACUCUGAACACUGGGACCGUCUAAACGUGGCCAUAUAACCUCCUGUCUGACCAUUAGACUACCCUAGGUCAACAACACGCCUCCCAAGUCCCAUACACUGAACACGGGGACCGUCUAAACGUGGCCAUAUAACCUCCUGUCUGACCACUAGACUACCCUAGRUCAACAACACGCCUCCCAAGUCCCAUACACUGAACCCCCUCAGUGACGAUGUUGACCAGGGGUGUGGCAACUCCAGUCCUCCAGGACAUGAUUAGUGUCACACUUUUUCUCCAUCCCUAGAA
Molecule: messenger RNA, 1996 nt
Organism: Salvelinus sp. IW2-2015
Lineage: Eukaryota; Metazoa; Chordata; Actinopteri; Salmoniformes; Salmonidae
Source: RefSeq, a predicted model, not a curated record